CAUCUGCAUUACGUUGGAACACUUAUCAACGUAGUCAUCACCUGUUAGAAUUAGAGAGGUCUGUGUUCUCUCCCCUGUAUUAACUUCCCAGAAUUCUUAUUUAUAAUACUUACAGGACUUUGCAACAGAAACUGUAGAAAGAAACUUUGGAGCUGCGUAGUGCUUUUGCGCUUGCGUGAGGCAUUAAAGCGUGGUAGACGUGUUGUUCACUCUGCCUCUGGGGCACAAAAACACGCUGUGACAGCAGUUAGGCCUCAGUCGGAACGAUGGCAGGCAGGCUGCUGCGGGACCCGGAUGCGGAUGGCUGGGAGCGCUCGGAUAUGCCCAUUGUUUGCGAGACGUGUCUAGGCCCCAACCCGUUCGUCCGAAUGCAGCGGAUCGAGUUCGGCGGCACUUGCCACAUUUCUGGCCGUCCCUACACAGUGUUCCGCUGGCGUCCGGGCAACGACGCAAGGUACAAGAAGACCGUUAUUUGCCAAGAGGUCGCAAAAGCAAAAAACGUCUGCCAGGUUUGCCUGCUAGACCUGGAGUACGGGCUGCCAGUCCAGGUCCGCGACACGGCGCUGGGCAUCCAGCCCGACGACGAGCCGCAGUCCGACGUGGGCAAGGAGUACAAGCUGCAGAUGCAGGCAGCGGAGGGCAGCAACGCCUCUUCCUUCACCACCAGCCGCCCCAAUGAGCUGCUGCAGAAGCUCCAGCGCACCGCGCCCUACUACAAGCGCAACCAAGCGCGCGUCUGCACCUUCUUCGCGCGCGGGCAGUGCACCCGCGGCGCGGAGUGCCCCUACCGCCACGAGAUGCCCCCCUCCAACACCGAGCUGGCCAACCAGAACUACAAGGACCGCUACUACGGCGUCAACGACCCGGUGGCCAACAAGAUGCUGCGUCGGGCGGAUGAGAUGAACAAACUCACACCGCCGGAAGACACCUCCAUCACCACGCUGUACCUGGGCGGGCUGGACCCCGCCAUCAGCGAGGACGACAUCCGGGACGCAUUCUACGCAUUCGGGGAGCUGGCGGGCGUAAGAAAGGUGGACGUCAAGAACUGCGCCUUCGUGACCUACACCACCCGCUCGGCCGCGGAGAAGGCCGCGGAGGAGCUCACGGGGGCGCCCACCAUCAAGGGCAUCCGCUGCAAGCUCAUGUGGGGCCGCCCGCCGCCCGCACCGGGCGGCAACCGCCCCGCAGCCGCAGACCCCAUGCAGCCCUCCACCAGCGGCCGCCCUGCCCCCGGACCCGUGCCCCCGCACGUGAUGGCGGCGAUGGGCGGCGCCGCACCCGCCCCCGCGCCCUCCGGACCCAACUUCUUCAACCUGCCGCCGCCCGGCGCCUACUACCCCAGCAUGGACCCGCAGGCCAUGGGCUCGCGGAUAGCCUCCUCGGCGCAGCAGCAGCAACAACAACAGCAG
Messenger RNA from Astrephomene gubernaculifera, 1409 nucleotides. The record is from the annotation of a GenBank genome assembly. NCBI's taxonomy places the organism in Eukaryota, Viridiplantae, Chlorophyta, Chlorophyceae, Chlamydomonadales, Astrephomenaceae.